Messenger RNA from Fusarium musae, 1800 nucleotides. It is a transcript of the gene RCO3, whose product is annotated as glucose transporter. The record is from RefSeq and is a predicted model, not a curated record. Gene Ontology annotation, cellular component: membrane. Gene Ontology annotation, biological process: transmembrane transport; carbohydrate transport. Gene Ontology annotation, molecular function: carbohydrate:proton symporter activity. The transcript is spliced from 2 exons. The coding region runs from base 1 to 1800 and encodes 599 amino acids. NCBI's taxonomy places the organism in Eukaryota, Fungi, Ascomycota, Sordariomycetes, Hypocreales, Nectriaceae.
AUGGCCAUUGCCAUGGGCUGGCAGAAACCCGACAAUGUCGCGGGCUCGUCGGCGCCGGCCAUCAUGGUCGGUCUCUUCGUUGCCUCUGGCGGGUUGCUGUUCGGCUACGAUACUGGAGCCAUCAACGGCAUCCUUGCCAUGACAGAGUUCAAGGAACAAUUCGGAAAGCACACAAAUUGCGUCGACGAAAAGGGCAACAUCGACAUUUGUACAAAAGACUCAUCUAUCAUCGUCGCCAUCCUCAGCGCUGGCACUGCCCUCGGUGCUCUACUUGCUGCACCUACUGGCGAUUCUCUAGGCCGUCGCAAGACCCUUCUUGUGGCCGUGGGCAUUUUCUGCCUCGGAGCCAUCUUCCAAGUUUGCGCUAACAACAUAGAUCUGUUACUGGUGGGGAGGUAUGCGCACUUCAUUCCUCAUAUGGAAGACCGUAUCGUUAAUAAUGUCUCUAGAUUCUUCGCUGGCGUUGGUGUCGGCCUGAUCUCUGUCCUCGUUCCAUUAUAUCAGUCUGAAAUGGCGCCGAAAUGGAUUAGAGGUACCCUCGUCUGCGCAUAUCAACUAUCGAUCACAAUAGGCCUCUUCUCCGCCUCUGUGGUCAACAUUCUCGCCUCUAGACUCAAAGACUCCUCCGCUUAUCGAAUCCCUCUCGGCCUUCAGAUUGUACCAGCUAUUAUCCUUACCGGUGGCCUAUUAUUACUACCGGAAACGCCCCGUUUCCUUGUCAAGAAGGGCCUCCAUACCGAAGCCGGUCUUUCACUGAGUCGACUACGACGACUAGACAUUACACAUCCAGCGCUAGUUGACGAACUGCAAGAGAUGAUAGCAAAUCACCAAUAUGAAUUAACGUUAGGACCUGACAGUUAUAAAGACAUCUUCAUUGGUUCACCACAUCUUGGUCGACGAACAUUUACUGGUUGCGGUCUUCAGAUGCUUCAACAGCUCACCGGUAUUAACUUCAUAAUGUAUUACAGCACGUCCUUCUUUGACGGUGCCGGCGUCGAGAGCCCAUAUACCAAAUCGCUUAUUAUCAACGUUAUCAAUGUUGUCUCGACAAUACCAGGCCUGUUAGUAAUCGAACGUUGGGGCCGACGAAAGCUUUUAAUGAUCGGAGCCAUUGGGAUGGCCGGUUGCCAACUCCUCAUGGCGUCUUUCGAUACUGCGACGGGACAGAGUUACGAGAAAGCAUCACAGACCAUUCUCAUCACAUUCUGUGCUAUCAACAUCUUUUUCUUCGCUGCUUCUUGGGGACCCGUGGUGUGGGUCGUGACCUCAGAAAUUUAUCCACUCAAAGUCCGUGCAAAGGCUAUGUCAGUUUCAACAGCGUCAAACUGGAUUCUCAAUUUUGGUAUUGGCUACAGUGUACCUUUCUUGGUUGGGUCAGGGCCAGGCAACGCCUCCUUUGGACCAAAGAUUUUCUUCAUUUGGGGUGCCUUUUGCAUUCUGGCGGUCUUUUUUGUGUGGUGUAAUGUGUACGAAACAAGCAAGAUCAGCCUGGAACAGAUCGACGAGAUGUACGAACGAGUGAACCACGCAUGGAAUAGCAAGUCAUUCGAACCGAGCUGGAGCUUCCAACAGAUGCUCAACGAUGGUUGGUCACCGAGCGCCCAACCACCUGCAGGCCACGAGCUGCAAACAACGACGAGUGCAUCAAGCGCAGACACAACUCUGGGUGACGGUGACGCAUCAUCAAUCACCGUGAAUCAGAACAAUAACAACAACAACGGUUCAUCGCCUAAUAACAACAACAAUGACCAGAACAAGGGUCCGCCCAUGGCUAUGGCCAAUGUCGACUUCAGCUACUAG